AAUACCCCUCGCCGAUCCCCUGUAUUUAAAUCCAAACCCAUCUUCAACUUGCCGCACAUCAGAUUCUUGUACCACUUUCUCUUACCAUUUCUUCUCCAUUUUCUUGUUCAAGUUUUUUGGAGAAAAACAAAAAAGCAAUGGCAGCUUCUGGUUUAUGCUCCACCGCCUUGGUUGGCGUUGUUUUGGCUUUCUUCGCUCUCGCUUUCGCUUCCAUUGCUCAAGCUGAGUCUUCGGCUCCAGCUCCUGCUCCUGCCAGUGAUGGGACCUCGAUUGACCAAGGAAUUGCGUAUGUGCUGAUGCUUCUGGCGUUGGUGCUUACAUAUCUCAUCCAUCCCUUGGACGCAUAUUCUUCCUACUUCUAGAUUGCUUUCAAUUUUAGGGCGUUCAGAUGGAUCUUAACGAUUCUUUUAUAUUUGCAUAUAUUAUUAUUAUUAUAAUUAUUAUUGGUUAUUAGUUGUGGGAUAUUGUGUUACUAUUGAUUUUGAUGGGUUGUGUAUAUUUUUUUGUUCACUUUUCGGUGUUGUUGAGAAAUUCAUUCAAUGGUAUUGCUUUUCUACUUA
Molecule: messenger RNA, 560 nt
Organism: Cannabis sativa
Lineage: Eukaryota; Viridiplantae; Streptophyta; Magnoliopsida; Rosales; Cannabaceae
Product: arabinogalactan protein 16
Exons: 2
Coding region: 138-362 (74 amino acids)
Source: RefSeq, a predicted model, not a curated record